GACAUUGUGAUUUUUUUCUCUCUCUCUAUCUUAUUUAAUUGGUCCACCGGGAUCCGGGGCGAGUCCUCCGUUUGCAGCUGCGCAGCUUUAAUUGGCUGGAGAUUCCACUAAAAUACUAUUGGAAAAAGCCGAGAGUUUAUACAGUUUAGAUCCCGGUCCCUUCUGAUAAACCCACUCAUUACCGAGACCAAAGCUGGACAAGCUUUACGCAGAGACUCUCCAGAAGCCUGUUCAGAUAUCAGACGCGCAUCACCCAGAGAGAUCUGUGCGCGCAUCUCCACACUGACGCGCAAAGACGCGCAACCUCUCCAUCCGCCUCACUCUUGAGAGAGCCAUCGAUGAGCACACAUCUGAUAGGAGAAAACCACAGGACAAGAGUUUCAGACAGUCACUCUGAGAGAUCGCAUCGCAUCGGACUGCUGCUUUCCAUGAAGACGCCCUUGGAUGUGUGGAUGCGUCCUGUGGCUUGAAGAGUUUCAUGUCAGUUUAAGUUGUCUGGAAGAAUGUGUUGGAAUUUUGUCUUUAUUUUCUGGACGGAGAGACAUCGUUGCGCUCCUGCUGAACACGCAACAAACUAAACACCUGGAACUCCAGUCCUCUGCUGAAAGUCGUUAUUUUCUAAGGGAAUUAUUUCGGAAGGCAGUGAUCUUAAGGCUGAACCGGCACAGAGAAAGGUAAUGAGGGAUCGCACCUGAAGAUGGAGCUUUUCUGGAUUUUAUUAUUUUCAGUACUCCACCGGUACGUGCAAACGCAAGGAGUUUACGCUCCUGCAAAUGCUCAGAUUGUGCAUUCUGGGCAGGCGUGUGUGGUGAAGGAGGACAACAUCAGUGAACGGAUCUACACCAUCCGAGAGGGGGACACGUUAGUUCUGCAGUGCCUGGUCAAAGGACACCCACGGCCUCAGGUACGGUGGACCAAGACAGCAGGCAGCGCUUCCGACAAGUUCCAGGAGACGUCUAUCUUCAAUGAGACUCUACGGAUCCCAAACAUCCAGAGAGUGCAGGGCGGCCGCUACUACUGCAAAGCUGAGAACGGGGUGGGGGUGGCUGCCAUCAAGUCCAUUCGCGUAGAUGUGCAGUAUCUGGAUAAGCCUGUGCUCACGGUGCACCAGACGGUGGGUGAUGUACGAGGGAACUACUAUCAGGAGAAAACAGUGUUUUUACGAUGUACGGUAAACUCCAACCCUCCCGCUCGCUUUAUCUGGAAACGGGGAAAUAAACCAAUCGAACAGAGCAAAGACAACGGCGUCGACAUCUACGAGCCUCUGUACACGCAGGGUGAGACAAAGGUGCUGAAACUGAAAAACCUCCGUCCACAGGACUUUGCUAAUUACACCUGUCAGGUGUCCGUACGGAACGUGUGUGAUAUUCCGGACAGCUCUGUCACCUUUCGCCUUACCAAUAGCACCACACCCCCUGCUCUCAAGCUGUCUGUGAACGAGACGUACGUGGUGGACCCAGGCCAAGAUGUCACGUUGUCGUGUGAGGUAACGGCAGGGUUUCCCACGCCUACAGUCACCUGGUCGCGGUACCCUGGGUCUCUCCCUCAGCGGUCCGUGAUCCGAGGUGGGUCCCUCACUCUCUGGUCCGUCACUCCCACUGAUGCCGGCAUCUACAACUGCACAGCCGUCAACAAUGUGGGAAACCCUGCAAGAAGAACCGUCAACCUCCUUGUGAGAUCCAUGAAGAACUUAACAUUCCAGAUCACGCCGGACUCCAACAAAGACAGCGAGAGCAUACAGAUGGGUCGAGACCUCAAACUUUCCUGUCACGUUGACGCCCAGCCUCAGGACAAGGUGAACUACACCUGGUACAAGAACGGAGUUCUCAUCUACCCCACAGACAGUCUCAUCGUGCUGCGCAGCGACCCAGACAUGCCGCCCGGUACCAGCAGCCUGGAAAUCGUGGACAUGAAGUUCAGAGAUCAGGCCACCUACAGCUGCGUAGCGAACUUCCCUGGGAGCAACGUUCCUGAACUGCGAGUAGACGUGAACAUCACGCAGAGCAGCGUCGUUCCUCCUGUUCUGAGCGUGCCAGUCGGAGGGGGUGUGGUCAAUGUCAGUGAGGGUGGUACUGCAGAGCUCGUGUGUUUGGUCGAUGGUAAGCCCCGCCCGCCCGUUCUUUGGUCUCGUGCCAACAAGGACCUGCCCAUGCCAUCGGGGGAUUGGGUGGUGGAAACACGCGAUGGACGUUUGCGCCUGACCAAUGUGACGCGGGACAUGAUGGGAGCGUACCGCUGCCAAACCGCACCUUACAACGGCCUAAACAUCAAACGCAGACAGGCUCAAGUGCAGCUCAACGUGGAGUACCCUCCUGUUGUGGAUCCAGUCCUGCUGGAUGUCCGUUCUCAAACAUCCUCGACAGUCAAUCUCCGCUGUGUGGUUCUCAAGUCCAAUCCAAACCGAAUAGCCAGCGCCCGCUGGUACCGUAAUGGGACGCCCAUCCGAACCCCUCCGGUGGACCCUCAAAGUGUCCCUCAGCUACGCUUCAAACUAGACACCUCUAAUAACGGCACUUAUGAGUGCAGAGUGAGCAAUGGAGUCGGUACCUCAACCUGCACCUUCAUUGUGUCUGCUCAGCCGUUUAAUGCAGAGUUUUACUACGACACUCCAAACCCCAUUCGCACCUUGAAGAACAAUUAUUCCUACAUCUUACAGUGGACACAGAAAGAGCCCGGCGCUGUGGACAAAAUCAUCGGCUACUGGAUCAAUGUCCAACAGAACCGACAGACGGUUUUAUCCAAGCAGAUCACCACUAAAGAGCCAGUGAAAGGUGUGCUGAUGUCCUACACGCUGACAGACUUGCGUAUUCCCUUGUCGUAUGAGGUCAGCCUCACUCCCAUAACUAGCUACGGCACCGGAAACACAGUCACACGCACCAUCCAGUACUCAGAGCCCUACACUUAUCCAAGACCUUCCGAUCAUGUGUGCGGGUUUGAGGAUAUUAGGAUAUGUGGGUUCACUCAAGACCGCAGUGAUGUGUUUGACUGGACCAGACAGAACCAUCUCACCCAGAAUCCCAAACGAUCGGUUAAUACAGGGCCUGAUAUGGACCGGAGUGGGACGAAAGAAGGUUACUACAUGUACAUUGAGACAUCGCGGCCACGUCAGGCCGGGGACCGAGCUCGUCUACUCUCUCCACUGUACAAUGUGACGGCAGCCCGAGGACCGACGGGGACCACCAGAACCCCCUACUGUGUCUCAUUCUACUACAACAUGAACGGAAAACAUAUUGGCACGCUCAAUGUUCUGAUGAGGGUGAAGAGCAUCGCCACUGUGGAUUCUGCUGUCUGGACCCUCUCCGGACACCAGGGGCCUGAAUGGAGGAAGGCAGAUGCUGAGAUCUAUCCCAGCGGACCAUUCCAGGUGGUGUUCGAAGGUAUCCGUGGAAAUGGCUUUGAGGGAGACAUUGCUAUUGACGACGUUUCUGUUACCAAGGGGAAGUGCAAACAAAAGGAUAGCGUGGACAAAACAGCAGUUCUGUCUGGGACACACCAGAGUCUUCACCUUCUCCCUGUGAUCGUCCAGCUGCUCUGCACCAUCUGCCUGACAUUCCUCCUUAGAUGAUACAGAUACCCGAGCACACACCGCCAGCGUAGAACGCCCCCCGCGGCAGCAAUAAGAACUGCCCCGACAUGUGACCACCCUUCCUGCUGCUGCCUUCCUCAUUUCCCCCUGUGUUUCCUGCUUCUCAUGUCCUUUGUCCUUACUUCACACCAUUUCUUACCAUUAUUCGUGUCUACUUUUUCUUUGGUAUCAUCUUUGUGGUCACUUGUUGAGCUUUUACCUGCUAUGUGGCACCUUUUAUGUUUUAUAUAAGCAUAAUCUCAGUUAAUUUUGAUCAUUUCUGUCCAUAUGUCUUGACAUCUUCACAUAAUCCGCCCCGUUUUCCCUGUGUAUGUAUCUGACACGCCAAAGUGUCAACUGUUACCAAAGAUGACGGAGGGCUUACAGGAUGAACAGAUGGCUGAAAGAGUGACAAGGACGUCCUUUCCCCAAAUGAACUACUUUUUCCACAGACUCAAGUGCAUGGAGAUGCAAUUUCCUUAAGACAUUAAGAUUGCAAGGAAUAAUGUGAGCAGGAAUGGAGAAGCGAAACGAGUGGUCACAAAGUUACUGAUGGACCUGUACAUGCACGUGUAUAUGAUGUAUUGGGAAGUAUCGAGCUACAGAAAAGACAAACGGACUCCGAUUGCAACUUCUAGGACUAUGACAAUGUGAAACUAAAGAAGCACAAAUUUAUAUCUUUUUUUUUUUUUUGUAGUUAUUUUGGUUCCUUUACGUGGUAUUCCGUCAGUCUGGGUUUGCUGUAUACUUCUUGUCCUUUGGCUUUCUUUACAGUGUGCCACUGCUGCAUUGCAAUUCAGUUUGUUAUGGGGUAGAAUUUGGUUCUGAAAAUGACACAAUGUGAACUUUGGACCAGAAGAGCAUCAGUUACCUCACCCUCAAUUUACAAGAUUCAUAAAGCACUUGGACAAACUUGUGAGACCGAUUACUUUAGCUUCAAUCAAACUGCCAGGAGAGUGUUGACUCACUGGGUCAGUUGUUCUCCUUCAGCAAUAGGACCGUACCUCUGACUGCAAUGAACGUUCUCCUCUUCAUGGAUAUGGGCACAUGGAUUCCAACAGAAGACUGCCUCUGGACAGACAAACUGCACUCUUGGCUUUGAUGUUCAAGAAUGUCAUUUUGCAUAGUGUUAGAGAGAAAUCGCAUGUACAUGCAAGCUCUUCAAGGGUUGCCAUUAACAAACUAUUUUAUUUUGGAAGUUUUGAGAUGGCAGCAAACAGUGUUGACAUGAAAAGUUGUGCUUAAAGAGACACAAUGUUCAUCGCUCAUGCAUCCUACAGUAAUGCUGCAUUCCAUUUACAUCGGUAAGUUGAAAUUUCCAGCUUCCUACUUGAAAAACUGCAAUAGAUUGCCACUUGAAGUCACUUGAACUUGAAAAGAGGGUGGCAUCAGAGUCCUGCUCGGGUCCUGUUUGGUAAACUUGAACACCCGACCUGUUAUCCGACAGAAGCACUAAUUUAAUUCUGUACCCGACCAGACUCAACCCGUUUGACAUAAAGUGGUGUAUAAUGAACUGUUAUGUUUUUAUUACCUUAGAAUAAGCCAUUUCUGUCUCAUACACCGUGGGUCCCCCCUCCAUGUCAAGUCGUCAUUUUGCGUCGGCAUGUUUCUACAGCAGCCCUAAACGGACAAACACUCUACAGAGCGCGUAUCAUCACUAUGUUGUUCUUGCAGCUUGCAUCGUCACUACCUUGAAUACGCACAAAGAAGAAGUAGUAGUCGUCUGGUUUAUAAGAAGCAGAGACCGUUCUUUGUUAGAAGUAAGAAGAAACCUCAUUGCUUGACUGGCUAACAAACUCUCUGCUCUCUCAGACGACAGAUGGCCACAGUAGCUUCUCAAAUCACGCAAAAGGGAGGGGUGAGCUGCCGUUGGUUGCAGUUCGCAACCUCACCACUAGAUGCUGCUAAAAUGUACACACUGCACCUUUAAAAGAACAUAUAGCCAAAUGUGAGUGAGCCUUUAUAGUAUCGGGGAUAUUUUAGAGAAUUCACUCUGCAUUUAAAUGCGGUUGUCUUUCCUGAAACUCUGCAGUGUAAACGUAGCAUGAAAAAUAAAUAUUUUAUUCAAAUUAUGAAUACAGAAAGCGAGAAAAGACUGAAGCUGCCAAUCACUUCAGUUGCAGCGCGAUUGGCUAGAAUGCUCAACGCUGCAAAGCGUGUUGUAAUUAGAAACCUUUGACGGUCUUCAGACUACAGAACGUGAACACAAAUAAGCAUGUGAUCGUUUGAAAUCAGCUGCCUAUCAGUGGGUACCGAAUUGAGUCUAAAUAGUCUUGGCUAUUGGACCUGCAUUCCACCCGUGCCUAUUGAUUCCCGACCCGCACCGCAAAUGACAACGUAAAUGUUAUUCCACCCGUUACAUCAAAUAUUAGCGCUUCACCCGUCAGGUACCCGCCUGCGUGCAGGACUCUGGGUGGCAUCCAGUGAGAUGCACACAGUUUUAAUAAUAAACAUUCACUUUUAAGCAAAUAAAAUACAUCAAAUAAGUCAAAGUUCCUAUGUUAAAUGAUGAUAAAACAUGUUUAGCAAACAUCUGCAGAUAAAUAAUCAUACACCUGCAGAACAAAUGCUAGCACUGUGUAGCAUCAUUUAUCUUCCAAUUUGGUUACUAGAAGACUUCUCUGUUGACAGUCAAGAUCUGUACAGCAAACGGUAGCAUUGCCAUUAUAUUUUCUUAUACAUCACCUUCCAAACUUUUGGCAAUGGAACACCUUUAUGCUUGGAAGUCGGAGAUAUCAAGUAGGAAUAUCCCACGUCUGACUUCGAAUGGAAUGCAGCAUAAGUCACAGAUGCCAAUGGAUUAAGAUUCAGAUGCAAUAUGUUGUGAUUGAGGAUUUUACCUUCAAAAGUUUCGAAAUGUAGGCAACCCUCCCUGGAACUCUUUUUAAAAUAAGUCACAUCAUGGAAAAUAACAUUUAAGCACAUGGUUACAGUUCAGUAGCAAUAUGUGAUGUCAGACAUUCAAGCAAAGAGUGUGAGCAAAUACCAGGACUGUGUGUGUUCGGUCCUUUCUGAAAGUACUCUGCUUAGCUUCAUCACAUCUAUCAUCAUUGCAAGGGAAGGGCAUAAGAGCAUGUGACGAAAAGAAGGAACCGUUUGUGCCUCUGUUUGAGUGUCCUUUAUCAGAUUUGCGUAUGCUUAGAUGUUAUGGUGCAAUCGUAUAUACAGUAUAUAUUUCAAUUGCUUUGCUCUAGUAUUACUCAUACUCGUAGUUCCAUCCACAGUGGAGCUUUAAGGUAAGUCUGUUUACAAACAUAAAACGCGCAAAAUGAUUUCCCGGCUUGUAAUAUCCGCACACGCUCAUAUUUAACCAGUUCAUAUUUAUCCUAAUGUGGCAUACGUCUGUCGCUGUUGAAGAGAUUAUCAUAGACUCGCUCCUCAGGUAAAUCCAUAGGUAACAGGGACAGAGCCUGGAAUAAUUCAUCCCCAGUCCAGGUUCUCCUACAGUUAAAGACACUCCCGCGGCUGUAAUACUGUUCCUCGUGUAUGUUACCGUAAACGCUCUGAACUCUUGCACAAUGCCUUCACUACAUGUCAUGUAUAAUCAGAUAUUGUUUAUAAUCCAUGCUAUGAUUAGUAGGACCUAUUACAGGAUGCAAACGAUUAGAUUUAAAGCAAAAUGAGAGUGAAACAAUAAAUGGAGUGUUAUGUUGCUGGAUAUUGUGCAUUGUACCUUGUUACAUACUCCAUAUGUUUCCUUUUGUUGCUUUUUGAUAUACUGAUGUGUGUUUGGUGACAUCCCAGUAUUACCCAUCACUCAUGUCUGCGACUAUUUUAUUUGUAUUCAGACUUUUGUUUUAAUUGAUCUUGCAUACAAGUCUAUAUUUACAUCGAUGAUUAGAGGCAAAAGCAGGAUCUAAAUACUGUGCAAUAUAUAAUGAUGGUGGAAGUUUUAUCAUGCGGUUCAAGGUCCAGCUCAACACAGGAAGUGCACCAUCACCCCUGAUGAUGAGCAAGUGAAUGUGAAACUUAUUAGAAUGUGAAAUCUUCCUGGCAGGCCUUUUUUGCAUUUUAAAUGUGCAGAAUUCAGUGGAAUGGAUUUAAAUAUGGCAUAAUGUGUUAAGUGGGGAUGGAAGUGCUUUGCUUAAUAAUAUUAGCAUAGUCAAAAUAGCCAAAAUAUGAGAAAUGAACACGGAUGAGGCAGGAAUUUGUAGAAAUUUGUGGAUGAUGGCUGGAAAUUCCAUGCAGCCUACAUUCUUGUGCCUGUAACCAUAGUGACGGAAUACAAGAGAACAUAUGAAAUUUGAAUCUUAAUUUUUAUUCUAAACUGUUUGACAUUUUAGAACACUCCUAACGUUUUCAUCGUCAAAAACUGUCUGCUUUGGUUAUUUUCCUUAUAUUUUCUCCUCCCAUUUUUUGACAGCCGUACAUUCUGUUAUUGUGUUGGCAUGUGAAUGUAGCCACUGUAAAAGAGAGUUUUGAAGGGUGAGCGCAUCUUGUUGCAAUAUAUUUAUUGUGGCAUUAAUAUUUAAUUGAAAGAUCACGGGUCAUUGAGAAGUCAGAUUAUUACUGACUGUCAUGCUACCAAUGGGAUAUCAAAUUGUGAAUUUUGACACACCUUUGUUUUUGUCACUGAUGUGUGUGUUCAUCUACCACCAUUGUCUCCUCAUUAUGUCCAAAUGCAUGACUCAAGUAUGAUCAGAGAAUGAAGAAUAACAACACAUGUAGCAUUAUCUGUUUGAGUACAGGUAGAAUGUGAAUGUGCCAUUAAAAAGGCCAUUUCCUGUUCCACCUGGAGGAAGUCAGUAUAUUCCUAUCUAUAGGUGACGGUUAGCCACAUGCCCUUCUAGCUUUUAUGAUUACAGUUAUAAUUUAUCUAUUGAGAGUAGGUGUGGGUAAAUCUCGCGAAGACAUAUCCAGGUCAUAUUUCAUAUAUUAAUUAUAUAUAAAAUUAAAUUGCAUACUGUGCAAAAAAAUAAGUCUGACAUUUUCAUGACAAUUUUAUUUUCAUAUAUUUUUUGUGAUUCUUAUGAUGAUUGAUUGUCAUUUCUGUAAUACAGUAAAAAUGAUGUAACAGAAUAACUUCGCAUAAAGCAUUGACGGCAAUGCAACAUAUAUAAUAAUGACAUACUUGUACUGUACUAUUUUUUUAUUUACAUUUAUUUUUUCCAUUACAGUAAUGGGAAUGUGGUAGGGAAAGGUACCUAAUUGUGAUAUAAAAAAAAAAAAAAUAGUUGCAAUGCUUCCCUCCCUUUUUAAAAAAAAAAAGACUUUUAAUUCUUAAAGGGUUAGUUUACCCAAAAAUGAAAAUGAUAUAAUUAAUUACUCACCCUCAUGUCGUUCCACACCCGUAAGACCUUCAUUCAUCUUCGGAACACAAA
Ctenopharyngodon idella (grass carp) is the source of this 8886-nucleotide messenger RNA. Its product is annotated as MAM domain-containing glycosylphosphatidylinositol anchor protein 1. Lineage: Eukaryota; Metazoa; Chordata; Actinopteri; Cypriniformes; Xenocyprididae. Gene Ontology annotation, molecular function: protein binding. The record is from RefSeq and is a predicted model, not a curated record. The transcript has 18 exons. Gene Ontology annotation, biological process: homophilic cell-cell adhesion. Gene Ontology annotation, cellular component: plasma membrane. Bases 698 to 3565 code for a protein of 955 amino acids.